Molecule: messenger RNA, 1549 nt
Organism: Sycon ciliatum
Lineage: Eukaryota; Metazoa; Porifera; Calcarea; Leucosolenida; Sycettidae
Exons: 6
Coding region: 213-788 (191 amino acids)
Biological process (GO): vesicle-mediated transport
Cellular component (GO): membrane
Source: RefSeq, a predicted model, not a curated record
UCCAGAUUCCAGAAAAUGAAAAUAGUCGAAAUACAUCUUCUCCAAACCUCGAGUGUAGUGAUCAGUGAAUUCAUGAAGCCAGAAACUAACUGUUACUUAUCCGACGUGCUUGUUGUUGUACUCAUCUUCAGUUCAUUCUGUUAGCAGAUCACCCUGUGCGCGAAUACUCUCCAUAUCUGUGAGCAAAUUCUGUUCUGAGGCUGACAUUCAACAUGCAGUAUUUCAGUGGUUGGGCUGGAAAAGCUGAUGAGCCAGACGCUGAAGAGGGAAAAUCUGCUGAGGGAGCAGGGGAGGACAAUUCCUGGAUGCAUGGCUCUUGGUUCGCGAAAGCUCAAGAAGAUCCGUGGAUGCCAGCCUUGUCGCGCAAACAACGCUUGAUGGGCUUCAUACUUUGCCUGUUGGCUGGUGGAUUCUGCUUCUUAGUAGCAUUCAUGAUACUGCCAGUUCUGAUCCUGAAAGCGAGAAAGUUUGCUGUCCUUUAUACGUUGGGGAGCUUGUUCAGUGUUGGAAGCUUUGCCUUCCUGUGGGGGCCGUACAGUUUGCUGAAGCACCUCCUGUCACCAGCUGUCUUGCCAUACUCGGGUCUCUGCGCCGUCAACAUGGCCGCCACUCUGUAUUGUGGAAUGUCGCUCCACAGCACUAUUCUGACGAUAGUGUUCGCCGGCCUUCAGAUCCUAUCGCUUGCGUACUUUGUUCUCAGCUACAUCCCAGGUGGAACUGCCGGCUUAAUGUUCAUGGGGAAGGUGGCGAGAAAGGCUGCAACGUCCACCAUCGGGACGAUCAUGUGACUGUGAAUAGCUGGCAUCCGUGAAAUACGUCUUGGAAGCAACAGGCAGCGCACGGGUGUUAUUAUCAUCCCGGACAUUGCCGCUCUCCCUUGCUGGAUGUGGUUCAUGCGUUGAACUUCCGCAGCAGUGAGAUAUCUCCAGUCAACCCGCCGCUGCGAAGCUCUUUGAACAAGAGCACCAGUGCCAGCAGGAGGAGUGCCAGGCCACAGUUGAGUGAAACAUUUCGCGAGCAAUUGGUCUAUUCGCAGGAACCCAUGCUCUCCCAGGAAAUACCAGUUCACUGUUUCAAGGUCUGCAGAGCGUAAUAAUUUAAUUGUAUCUGUGACACCAACAAACAGGUGGACCUACAUAAAAGGCGUUUUCACCCAGCAAGGCAAAGAACUGUUGCACUUUAAUUUGUUUAAGACUCGGUCUUGCCCAUUGGUGCCUUUAGUUACCAUGCAGUUGGCCUCUUACAAAACGCUCGUUUUCCACAAAUUGUCAUCUUGCACAAUGAUACAUGGCUACCAAUUAGUGUUGGCCCUUUCUGUGUUCAAUAAUGAUAAAACUCCGAGCUGAGCAGGCUCCAGGAUCGACAUUGAUACGUUUUUUAAAUAUAUGCCCUCUUGCUAGCUGGUUUAGCGAAGACUUUCCAACCCUCUGCUUAUUAAUUAAUAUACGGCCCACUAGUGUUCGCCUGUGUUUUUGUUUCCCGCGUCUAUUUUUAAAUUUGUGUAAAAUAAACAGACGUGCAGUGUUUGUUAUGUAUGCACUGUAUCCGA